Schistocerca gregaria is the source of this 1908-nucleotide messenger RNA. RefSeq names its product atypical kinase COQ8A, mitochondrial-like. Gene Ontology annotation, cellular component: extrinsic component of mitochondrial inner membrane. The transcript is spliced from 8 exons. Gene Ontology annotation, biological process: ubiquinone biosynthetic process. The coding region runs from base 435 to 1784 and encodes 449 amino acids. The record is from RefSeq and is a predicted model, not a curated record. Gene Ontology annotation, molecular function: kinase activity. Lineage: Eukaryota; Metazoa; Arthropoda; Insecta; Orthoptera; Acrididae.
UUCCAGGAUCUGGCUCGAGUGCUUCAGGGUGCUGCGCUUGUUUUAGACAAAGUAAACAAGCCUUUUCCAACCACAAGUCAAAUUCUUAAAAGACAGACAUCACCUCAAACUUCUGCGUCGAAAACCUGUUCACCUUCUCGACCAGCACCGUCGUCACAUCACGACUCCUCCGUCGCGAGCCACACCUCGAACACUUCGAAAAAUGCACCCCCGUGCGUAGAGGAACAUCCCCUCGACCACCUCUCAAACCCCCGACCUCCAAAUGGAGGAACGCCAUCAAGAACCUCUGUGCAGAAGGAAAAUCGCGCGGCCACUCGCUCCUCCCUGUCAAACGGUACAAUUCGCGAAAACAAAAAAGCUUUUUUAACAAACGCGCGUUGACAGGUGUCAAAGCUGCAGAUUCAAUACCGAGCGAACCCGCUCCGAUUGCAAACAUGCCGGUCGCUUUCGAAGCUCGCGGUCUCGAAGAACGGAGAAUCCCCGUCACGAGAGUAGGAAGACUGUGGCAGUUCGGAGGUUUGGCCGUAUCCUUGGGCGUCGAAGCGUUGAGCCAGACUUUGAAGCGGGCUAUGCCUUAUCGAGACGGCUCUUCCUCAAGCCAAAAACCAAGCAUAUGGAACCAAAAUAACGUGCAGAUGCUCGUCAACAAACUGUCGACGAUGAGAGGUGCCGCGCUCAAAUUGGGACAGGUCCUCAGUAUUCAAGACGAAAGCGUUUUACCGGUAGAGUUUUCACGACUUAUGGACAAGCUUCGCGAUAGUGCGAACUACAUGCCAGAAUCCCAACUGCUUGAGACGAUGGAAAAGUUUUCGGUCGACUGGCGGUCCAAGUUCUCCGAAUUCAAUUUGAAACCCAUCGCUGCAGCGUCGAUAGGACAGGUGCACUACGCGAAGACACUUUCUGGAGAGCAGGUUUCGGUUAAAGUGCAGUAUCCGGAAGUAGGAAAGAGUAUCGAAUCCGACUUUAAAAAUCUGGAAUGGAUUUUAAACUUGUCCGGUAUCCUUCCAAAAGGCGCAUUCCUGGACAAAACCAUUCAAUGCACGCGCUCAGAACUUAUGGAAGAGUUAGAUUAUAUCAAAGAGGCCAACUCGCAGACAAAAAUGAGGGAACUUCUGAAAAAUGAUGUCAGCUUCUACGUACCAAAAGUUUUUCAUGAUCUAUCGAGUCAACAGGUUCUGACCUCAGAGUUCGUUUUCGGGAUACCCGUUAACGAGGUCGUAAAACGCGACCAAAAAGUCCGCGAUUGGGUCGCGUCGAAAAUCAUGGAAUUGACCCUGAAAGAAAUUUUCGUCUGGAAAUUCAUGCAAGUCGAUCCCAAUUGGAGCAACUUUUUCUACAACGAGGAGAAGAAACAAAUUAUCCUGCUUGACUUCGGAGCAACUCGAACCUUUAGCGACGCAUUUAUCAAAAACUAUCUUUCCGCAGUGAAGUCAGCGGCACUGGGAGAUCGAGAAGGUGUAUAUAGAGCCAGCCUGGAUCUUGGAUAUUUAACGGGUGAAGAAGAUUCAAUAAUGAAAAACGCACACAUCGACUCAGUGAUGAUAUUAGGAGAGCCGUUUCGACUUUCUGAGAGUGGAGCCUAUGAUUUCAGCACUCAAGACAUCACCUCGAGAAUCAGAAGUAUGAUUCCAAUCAUGCUCCAAAGGAGAUUGACGCCGCCACCAGAAGAAACUUAUUCGUUGCAUAGAAAAUUGUCCGGUGCAUUUUUGCUUUGUGCAAAGCUGAAGGCGCGAGUCCCGUGUCGGGACAUGUUCUGGGAAAUAGUGGCGAACACUGAGUGCUAGGGGUGCGGGCAGGUGAUGACGCGUUCUUAUCACUCGCGUGAGAAGGGGUCGAUUCUUGCGAGAGAGAAGUGCGCGUUCCAGAUCGAUAAGAAGAAUAUAAACUUGUUGACUCUCAUUUUAAAAA